AAGAGAAACAGACAUCCAGACAGAGACAGAGGGGCGAGUUCGAAAAGUACCAGAAAACGGAAGAUGCAUGCUAAAAAGGCGUGGUAUCCGUAGAGGCGAUGAUAUCUGUCACAGAUACCGAAGGCAUGAGAUACCUGGCAAUACGCAAUGAUGCUCUAAUGAGAUAACGCUGGAGGAGCGACAAGCAGGUAAUCUUUGCUGAUAACGAAAAAGAUGGAGAGGCCUGGGUGGGAUAGGCACUGAUUUGUUCAUCUUGGAAGUUUUUUUUUUUUUUUUACGUCAGGGGAAUUAAGAUGUCUCGCUAUAGUCUUAAAUGCCAAUCAUGUUACAGGUGAUAAUUGACGUGAUAUAAAUGGCUGGAAACGUGUGGGUUGGAGGUAAAAAGGCCUUAAGACAUGAGUACCGCUAACUCACCUCUGAAGGAACACCUGUUGCGCGCGCUCACACGCCUGCCAGACGCACGAGCAAAAUCCUAAUAUUCUCCUGUUCCACUCUUUUCCUAAAAUUUCCAACUUUUGCCGUGGUCUUCCAUAUUACGCACCCAAACAACUGUUGAAAAUAAAAUGCAGCCAAGCCCUUAGAAGAAUAAAAAGAGAAGAUUUGAAGACCAGGGUGCCACACACAUACACUUUCUGCAUGGAGACCCAAGCGAGAUCGACUGUUAGUCGAGAUCUUCGGAAGUCGUCGGUAGGUCGACCCCGCUGAAGGACGCAGUGCAAAAAAGUGUCUCGUGUUCUACAGAUUUCGGGCUGGUGCAAUCUAGACAAAUUACCAAUAUUUUUGUGGAAAUAUUGAGUGUAAUUUCUUGAAAAGUACCUCACGAACGCUUGUCUGUCAAUUAAUAUUAUACGCUUUACGGUAAGACAAGUGAUAUUUAAUCGCCAAGAAGUAUCGAGAUUGUCGGUCAGUGCAUGAGUGUGUGUUUGAGUGUCCAGUUGCUUGCGCAUGACUGGUAAUGCCUCGCGGACAGAUCUCAUGAUCAAGUCAGUGGCCACGCACUGAGGGUGGAGCUACCCAGUGCCCUCUCGCGUGCGUGAUCGAGUUUUGAUAAGAAGAUCUUGCUCACUACAUCUUCACGAUCGCCCAGUAUCGCCCCGCUGGUGUUGCCGUCUACAUCUCGCUGCGUCCCGAGUCCCAGGCCUUCGUGAGUAAUACGCCGAGAUGGGCACACUCACAGCCCCGGUGCGCUACGACUCCGCGCCGUCGCGCGAUCAGCUGGGAUGUCUGCCUGAAGUAGGGCACCCGCUCAGGGCACGACACCACUCCAGGUCCUCCAUGUCCUCCUACUGCAGCGAUGUAGAAUGGCACAGGAGUGCCUCUCCCGCGGCCUCAAACCAUAGCGGGCAUUCCUCGCCCUCGGAGAUUGGGGACUCCGGGGUCUGCUCGGAGCACGACACGCCCCCGCCCGUGACUCGAUACCCUGCCCGCCCUCGCCCGCAUCGCCACCACACGUCCUCGGACUCCGACAGCGAAAGCAAUCUGUCCAGCGACUCGCUACCCGAGUCCUACCGCGAGGAAGCAAAGGGAGACAGGUCGAGGCAGUCCUCCAGGCCUUUGGGGUCUCGCCGUGGCCGAGCAAACGCCCCGUCGGUCGGAGGCAAAGCCAUCCUGCCGGAAGCGCUGCUCGACGAGAUCCGUGAAAAGUGGCAAGAGUUGCAACAGCGUCGUGCACAGUACGGGCGGCUCGACGGGGCAGGGCCAGAGCGAGGGCACGCGGGCAGGUCCGGGAGCCAACCUCAGUGGUCUGCCGGACGUCACCCAGUGCAGCGCCGAUCCUGCCCAGCGAGCCCGUCUCUCUCGCGCGCGUCCUCCAACUUCCCGUCGUCGCUCUCGCUCUUCGAGGAGGACCUCGACGCGUCCCGAGCCUCGCCUGUGUUUCUCGAAGGGGGUUGGCGGCCCCUCAACGUCAGCAUGAGUCCAGGGCGGCACCACGACGACGGCAACUUCCUCUACGAGUGCCGCGAUGACGCCGCAGGUCAGGGCUUUGCCGGCCUCAGGGACAUAUUCUCCCCUCAGCAGGAGUCCACCAUCAAGAGUCAUAAGGGCACCGUGAGGGGCGUCAAGAACCGCGUGCGGGCCGGCAUUGCGACUUUCACUUCUGACCAACGCAUCCUGAAGCACUUCAUGGAACGCGAGCGGGGAAAGGUAGUUGUCUACGUCACCACACUGGGCAUCGUUCGAGACACCUACGAACGUUGUCUAAGAAUUCGUAAGAUUCUAUGGACGUUGUUGGUCCGUUUCGAGGAAAGGGACGUGUUCAUGGCGCGUGAUACCCAGAUCCAGCUCCUCGACCGCCUCCAUGCCCGCGGGGUCACCGUGCCACAUGUGUUCCUCGAGGGACAGUACUUGGGGGAUGCUGAGCAGAUCGAGCGAUUAAAUGAAUGCGGGGAAUUACGUCGUCUACUUCAGCCGUACAGGCGUGCGGCCUCAGCCAGCACGUGCGACACCUGCGGCGGCUUCCGUCUCCUCCCGUGCACCGUCUGCAACGGGUCAAAAAAAUCCGUCCACCGCAACGACUGGACGCUCGAAUUCGUGGCUCUCAAGUGCUCCAGCUGCGACGAGUCCGGCCUAGUCAAGUGCCAGGACUGCGCCGAGUACAAGGACGUUAAUGGCAACCACGACGGUUAACGACUGGCUCCCCGAACGCACGGAAGAGAAACGCUACGCGAGAAAACCGCGUUUUCUUGAACGCGAUCGCUAUGGGACUUUUGAAGAAUGUAUAUAUAUAUAUUUACAUAUUCUGCUUUUUUGAGCUAUGUAUCAGGAGUUAUAUUUGGUUCUAGACAAUCCUUUGGCUCAAAAUAUGUCCUUUUUCAGGGAGAGAAUGCACGAAGAGGAAAUAUUUAUUGCCCUGUGUAAAUAGCACAUGCAUUACGUUUACAGAACUCCGCCGUAGUGGAGUCUUUUGUUCCUUUUUGCAAAGAUGUCUAAAAAUAAAUAAAAAAUAUAUAUAACAUUAAAAAUAUAUAAAAAAGAUAGUUGUUUAAGUUUAAAUGAAUAUUUUACAGUCAUUUGAGUCACUGAGAGAAGUCAGUUGUAGCACCAAGUGAGAUUGCAAUAUCAUAAGACAAAAAUAAGUACGAAACAGAGAAUGGGUAAAUCUAGAUCUUGCAAAAUGACCAUCUUGUGUCGUAGAAAAAAUAAACAUAUUGCAAUUACACCUGGCUACACUGACCUAGCUGUAUGUGAUGAUUGCGUUACAGAUUGUUGUGUAUAGUUCGUUUUUUAUGUAUAAUUGAGUAUGCUAUUAUGUGGUUAUUUAGUCGGAUGACAAAUGGGUAUUCAGUUGAUGAUAAUUUUGUGAUACACAUGAUUAAUAUAUUGUGAUAUACUUAAUAUAAUGUCAUUCGUUUAUGGAAACGUGAUUCAGUUGCUUAUACACACUUUUUAUGUAUAUGUGGUAUAGAGUCCUUUUGUAGUUUCUUGUGGUGGAGGAAUCGAGUGUCCUUUAUAGGAUGCUAAAGACAGUGAACUGGUGCAAGAAUGCUCUGUAGCCAUUGGCUGUUUUUAUCACUUUUUUUUUUUUUUUUUGCGAGUUGAUCAGCUUUUGGACAAGGCACCAAUAAGGCUCACGCUGGUUGUGAUUCACGCUGUAAAUUACCUACAGUCAUCGCAUAUGGUGUGGUUUUUAAUUACCUCAAGUCCCUUUUCUGGCGAAAGGGAACCAACAUCCAUGCUUACGUACACACACAUUCUUAAAAAAGAAAAAUCAUGCACAAAGUGGAUAUUUAUUGUCAUUGGGACAUUUGUAUUGGCUUAACAUUCUUACCCUGGGUUACGGUUUUGAGAGGGGAAUCUUAAUUGUAUACUCUCGUGAACCUCUUUCGACACUGAGAUUUAAUACACAUUCAGAUGCAUUUGCUUACUACACUUUUUCAGUGGAUAUGCCUAACACUCUGCUUAGGUCUGUGACGGUUGGGAUCUCAUAAUCACUUUCAUACUUAAUAUCCAUAUCAUAAUGCCAUUGAAAGAGUUUAGUUGACAAGGCUAUUAACCGUAGAUCAUCAAAACAUUUUUUACUACAGAGCGCUGGCUUUGUAUCCAUUUUUUUUGUUAUAAGAUUCAUUAGUUUGCAUUACCUCUUCUGCAUAAGAUACAUGAAACUGCCCUAAAGAGUAGCUAGGUGACUUGCCAUGUGAUAUUUGACUGAUCUCUUGACCAACUAGUGUUACAAGUACAGCAUACCUUAAUACAGGUAUAUUAAACUCACAUGUAUUUAGGUACACGUAACACUCUGAUGGUGAAUUUGUGUUUUCUCUGUUAUUAGCGUCUUCUGAAUAACAGAACAGACAGAAUUGGUUGAAUCUUGCACAUGGAAUUGCAAAUCUGAGUCAAAGGAUUUUCAACUUGAAUGAUGUGAAGAGAACAGAUGAAUCUCUGUGAAUAAAGAGGUGUUGUAAUAUCCUGAUUUUUUUGCAGUUCCAAGUGCAAAAAUUGAAAUGUCAUCAGUGAGUCAGAGACAGUGUUGUUUGGUUGUCUGUAGUUGGGAGAUUAAAUAUAGAAACGAUAAACAUG
Penaeus chinensis is the source of this 4515-nucleotide messenger RNA. Its product is annotated as glutaredoxin domain-containing cysteine-rich protein CG31559-like. The transcript is spliced from 4 exons. The record is from RefSeq and is a predicted model, not a curated record. The coding region runs from base 1162 to 2628 and encodes 488 amino acids. Lineage: Eukaryota; Metazoa; Arthropoda; Malacostraca; Decapoda; Penaeidae. Gene Ontology annotation, biological process: sensory perception of sound.